AUGCCUAUUAUAAUUAAUAAUAAGGAUGAGUUCAAUCAGUAUCUCAAAGAAGGAAAACUGGUUGUGGUAGAUUUUUGGGCAGAUUGGUGUGGACCUUGUAGGAUGAUGGCUCCAGUAUUUGAACAGCUUUCAAAGGAUUUCCCAAAUGUACAUUUUCUUAAGGUCAACUCUGAUGAUCACGGAGAAGGGCAAAGAAUAACAGAGGCUGAUGUCGUCGGUGCCAAUAAAUCCCUUUUAGAAGAUAAUGUUAAGAAAUAUCAAUAA
This is a messenger RNA of Funneliformis mosseae, 264 nucleotides long. NCBI's taxonomy places the organism in Eukaryota, Fungi, Glomeromycota, Glomeromycetes, Glomerales, Glomeraceae. The record is from the annotation of a GenBank genome assembly.